Messenger RNA from Cottoperca gobio, 2893 nucleotides. RefSeq names its product cholinergic receptor, muscarinic 5a (gene chrm5a). Gene Ontology annotation, biological process: adenylate cyclase-inhibiting G protein-coupled acetylcholine receptor signaling pathway; chemical synaptic transmission; G protein-coupled receptor signaling pathway, coupled to cyclic nucleotide second messenger. Gene Ontology annotation, cellular component: dendrite; plasma membrane; synapse. Gene Ontology annotation, molecular function: G protein-coupled serotonin receptor activity; G protein-coupled acetylcholine receptor activity. The transcript has a single exon. NCBI's taxonomy places the organism in Eukaryota, Metazoa, Chordata, Actinopteri, Perciformes, Bovichtidae. The coding region runs from base 1 to 1581 and encodes 526 amino acids. The record is from RefSeq and is a predicted model, not a curated record.
AUGGAGGGAGAGAGCGUACUGAACUCCACUGUAAAUACCAGUACAAUGGAUGACCACCUGGUCACUCACAGUCUCUGGGAGGUGAUCACCAUUGCAACUGUGUCGGCUAUAGUUAGCCUCAUCACCAUUGUGGGGAAUGUCCUGGUGAUGCUCUCCUUUAAGGUCAACAGCCAGCUGAAGACGGUGAAUAAUUACUACCUGUUGAGUCUGGCCGCUGCUGACCUCAUCAUAGGUGUUUUCUCCAUGAAUCUGUAUACCUCGUAUAUACUGAUGGGCUACUGGGCCUUAGGGAACCUUGCAUGUGACCUGUGGUUGGCGUUGGACUAUGUAGCCAGUAAUGCCUCAGUCAUGAACCUGUUGGUGAUCAGUUUCGACAGAUAUUUCUCCAUCACCAGACCUCUGACCUACAGGGCCAAGCGGACUCCAAAACGAGCUGGGAUCAUGAUAGGCUUGGCGUGGCUGGUGUCACUUGUUUUGUGGGCCCCACCUAUUCUCUGCUGGCAAUACUUUGUAGGAAAAAGGACUGUCCCUGAGAGGCAAUGCCAGAUUCAGUUUUUCUCCGAGCCUGUGAUAACCUUUGGGACAGCGAUCGCUGCCUUUUAUAUCCCCGUAUCAGUCAUGACAAUCCUAUACUGUCGAAUCUACAAGGAGACUGAGAAGAGGACCAAAGAUCUGGCGGAGCUGCAGGGGAUUAACUAUCCCACUGAGCCUGGGGUCCCCCAACCUCAGAAGACCAUUAUCAGAUCCUGUUUUAGCUGUAAAUUAAGAUCGACUUCACAUGACCGGAAUCAAGCCUCUUGGUCCUCCUCCAGCAGAAGCCAAGCGGCCAAAUCUGCGGCCACCACCAAUGACGAGUGGUCCAAAGCUGGUCAGCUGACCACUUUCAACAGUUACGCCUCGUCAGAGGACGAGGACAGGCCCGUGUCUCCAGGGGCCUUCCAGCCCUCUUUUAGGAAUCAAGCUUGUGAGACCAUCAAGAGUGGAGUGCGCAGCGAGAGCGAGCAGCUGAGCAGCUAUGAAGAGGAUAGCUUCUUCCAGACGCCGCCCAAAAGCAACUCUCAGAAGAGCAGCAAGUGCGUGUCCUACAAGUUCAAGCCCGUGGCCAAAGACACUCACGUGGAGAACCACAGCAAAAACGGAGACACCAAAAUGGCGUCGUCUACGUUCUCCUCGGCUGAGUCCAUGAGCGUCCCGUCCACCUCCUCGACGGUGAAGCCCAUAGACGCCACGUUGAAGAACCAGAUCACCAAGAGGAAGAGGAUGGUUCUGAUCAAGGAGAGGAAGGCAGCGCAGACUCUCAGCGCCAUCUUGCUGGCCUUCAUCUUAACAUGGACGCCGUAUAACAUCAUGGUGCUUAUUUCAACGUUCUGCUCAGACUGCAUUCCCCUCUCACUCUGGCAUCUGGGCUACUGGCUGUGCUACGUCAACAGCACCGUCAAUCCCAUGUGCUACGCCCUUUGUAACAAGACUUUCCAAAAGACCUUCCGUAUGCUCCUACUUUGCCAGUGGAAGAAGAAAAGGAUUGAGGAGAAACUAUACUGGUAUGGACAAAACCCUGUGGUCAGCUCCAAACUGACAUGAACUAUUUUUUUAUUUGAAAAUUAUGGCUGUAAAAUAUGUUUGUAUUGAUAAUAUUUGCUUCAUGAACUUGAAUUCCAAAGAGUAUCAAAAGUAUAAACAUUAUAUCAAGGAGCUGGUACAAUUUAUAAUGUUGAUCAUUAAUCAGUAGUUCUGCUAUAGUGUAUGUUAAUAACUGCUCAAAGUUUUGAAAUGACAGAACAAUAUAACAUUUUCCCAACUUGAUAAGUGACACUGUAAAUAUAUUCUAAAAUAGUUUUCAAAAUACCAGUAUUUCCUUCCAAAAUUGAGGCUCUUACAAAGGAUAUGCCGCCAAUACUCAAAUUAUUUCACAUUGUACUGCGUUUGUAUUUAACAUGCACAGUUUGAUAUCUGGAUCAUGAUCAAAUUGCUCCAAUCUAAUUAUUAAACUGCAUAUUGGUUUAAAAGUAUUUUUAAAAAAAAGCCAGAAUCCUUCCCCCAAAUUCUUGUACCUACACCCAAAAUGUACGUUCAAUUCUCUAGGUAUUGUGUUUGUAAUGAGGAUGCAUAUUUUGGAAUUGCAAUUUUUAUUUGAAGGGCUAUUACGUGUCGUCCUUAUGUCUGAACCUGCUUGCUAAGUCAAGAUUGUUACUUGAUGAUAAUGAUAAAUCAAAGCCUUUUCACACGUGCCAUUGUAAUUUGUCAGAUAAGCGAAUAUAGAUUCAGCUUUGUUGUUUUCACAUUAUAUGUUAUGCAUUUCCUGUCUGGCAAAAUCUCAGUGGAGAAUAAAGAGUAAUCAUUCCAUAAAUUAAAUGACAAAAAACUAAAAAUAACUCCAAACUGAAUCCGUCUGUUCGACCCUACAACCCUACAACUACAUGGCAAACUUGCUCAACAAUGUCAGUGUUUACAAUGGGAUUGUUUGUGGAGGAUUUAAAGGUACACAUUGUUUAUUAUAAACUGUUUAUUAGUCUUCAUCCUCAGGAUAUUUUUUCUUUGAGUAUUGAAAUACAGUAUUUGUUUUCUCUGUCAUCAUAUCUUCAUUGUGUUUCUGGCAAACUUGUAAUGUACUGUGGCAAAUAAAAUGCUGUUUGUGAAAUGUUCCUUCGUGUAAGCAUUGGAUAGGUCAUAAGCUAUAAUGUCAUGAAAAACCUUUUUUGUAACUGUGAUAAAUCUGCACUUGCUAUUUGAGGAAUUAUGAGACGCUUUGCUUCAUGUAUUGACAUGGUGAUCGAUGGAAACAAAGCUAGAGCUAAAACCGUACUGCAUUUUUAUACCGUGUUCCAAGUUUGUGAUUCAUUUGUUUGUUCUUUUCAGUAUUUUGUGAUCAUGUCCAUGCAUUUCUAAAUAAAAA